Molecule: messenger RNA, 219 nt
Organism: Mesorhabditis belari
Lineage: Eukaryota; Metazoa; Nematoda; Chromadorea; Rhabditida; Rhabditidae
Source: the annotation of a GenBank genome assembly
AUGAAUUAUCAACAAUAUUAUCCAUGUUUCGACGAGACUUCAGCCGAAAGAGAAGCGGAUUAUGAAGAUUCGCUUUCUCGGCUCCGCGGUGAGGCAUCUCGUUUCGCGAGAACCGGCUUUUACGAUCGUUUAUUUCGUCGAGGAAACACGUGGAAUGGAGAUCUAUACAAUAUUCCCACAUAUGGAUUCAGCGCAAACUACAAGAAAGAUGGGCCGUAU